GUAGACACACAUCUUUGCAGCAUAUCCAUGAGGGACAACAGUUCCAGAGCUAGAUAUGACAUUUCCCAUAUGCUUCUGAAUGUCAGUGUGUGCUGCAGCUUCCCUCAGCCCUGGAGAUGUCUUGCUACGACCUGUGCACCCCCUCUGCCUGCGGCGUCGCCUGCCCCCAGCCUCUUGCCAACAGCUGCAACGAGCCCUGUGUGCGCCAGUGCCCCGACUCCACCACUGCCAUCCAGCCUCCUCCGGUCGUGGUCACCUUCCCUGGCCCCAUCCUCAGCUCCUUCCCUCAGGAUGCUGUGGUGGGAUCCUCUGGAGCUCCCUUCCUGGGGGGCUAUGGGGGCUACGGGGGCUACGGCUCCCUGGGCUACGGGGGUCUGUGGGGCUACGGAGGCCACGGGGGCUACGGGGGCUACGGCUCCCUGGGCUACGGGGGUCUGUGGGGCUACGGGGGCUACGGGGGCUACAGGGGCUAUAGAGGCUAUGGCUCCCUGGGCUAUGGGGGCCUGUGGGGCUAUGGUAGACCCUAUGGCUCUGGCUAUUGGGGCUACAACAGGUGCAACUGGGGCAGCUGCGGGCCCUGCUAGAUCCUCCAGGAAUAGCCCCUGAGUAAGGAAUACCUGGCAACUGAGAGAUACCACCUUGAUCCCCAGCACUGAUCCCAAAGGAGAUGUGAGCCCUGGUCUCUGCUGCCCCACUGCAGGGGAGCUGGGA
Apus apus (common swift) is the source of this 711-nucleotide messenger RNA. RefSeq names its product scale keratin-like. The coding region runs from base 117 to 584 and encodes 155 amino acids. Gene Ontology annotation, cellular component: intermediate filament. The transcript is spliced from 2 exons. The record is from RefSeq and is a predicted model, not a curated record. Gene Ontology annotation, molecular function: structural constituent of cytoskeleton. NCBI's taxonomy places the organism in Eukaryota, Metazoa, Chordata, Aves, Apodiformes, Apodidae.